AUGACUUGUGCAACUUUCACUUCUCUCUCUCACUUGCCCUUCGGCACGUUGGCCUGCACCGAUGGCCAGGUCGUCCGCUUCACGGCUCCUCCCACGUCCCCGCCGUUCGUCGCGGCGCCAUGGGCAGCAAGACGUCUUGGAAAGCGGGUGUUCGAGUCGAAGACCCAAUACCGGCAGUCGGUGCGGGCAGCCUACGAUGCUCAUGGGCGCCAUCGAACUCUGGGUCGCACGCUGGACGCCCACAAUCUGCGCCGGAUCCGCCUCGGGGAGGUGGACUGGGUGGACGAGCAGGAUGGGCCGUUGUCAGCUGGGAAGCGGAAGCGGCUGACGGAGGGUGUGCGGACGCUGGACGUUGGUGCAUCCGAUGAGGACGAGCGGCGACCGACAUUCAAGGUGUGCACGGCGGAGGCGCGCGUUGAGUUGGGACAGGACACGCGGAUAGUCAACAUUGCGGAGCUGGUGGUCUCUAUGGGCCGUCGGGACAACAGCGCCCGCCGUCGCCGACUGGCCAAGACGCCGUACGCGUGUUCGACGAGCAAGAAGAGCAAGGGCAAGAGUGGGGCCAGCGCGUCUGCCUCGGAUGUGUUCGGUCCAGUGCUUGGUGUGCUGGGCGACAUCACGAACAAGAGCGUGUCAUUCGGCGCUGUCCCUACGCCUCUCGUUCCGCUGCGUCGUCGUCGUCGCCGCUGCGCAGAACCUGUCAGUCCAUCGCCAAUUCCGCGCAUCGCCAAGCCAUGUGCCCUCGACGGCCUGCAUGCGUUCCUCUUGGCUACCCCAUCUUUUCCAGAGCAGCUCAACGGUCACCUGGAGGACGCCAAUAUGAUGCUCGAAGGAGUGACGCUGUGUGGUGACGAGAUCCCUACCGUUCUUGCCCCGGUGCCCUUUGACCUCGAUGUGAUGGACGGCUUCGACAUCCUGUUUCCACAGCCCGUCCCCACCGUCAUGGAAGUCGAUGUCUGCCCUGUCGCCGAGGCCAUUCCGCAGCCGUCUCCUUACAGAACUAUGGAUACCAAGAACACGGUAUUGGAAGGGCCUCUGCGUGCCGCGAUUGACUGUUGGAACGACAUCUUUGACGGAC
Messenger RNA from Postia placenta MAD-698-R-SB12, 1078 nucleotides. RefSeq lists its product as hypothetical. NCBI's taxonomy places the organism in Eukaryota, Fungi, Basidiomycota, Agaricomycetes, Polyporales, Adustoporiaceae. The annotation marks the transcript as partial. The transcript has 2 exons. The record is from RefSeq and is a predicted model, not a curated record.